AUGGGUCAGGUACAAACCAUUGAUCGAGUGUAUGGCUUCGGUACCGAUACACUGCUUCAUCACAUCACUGACGGACAUGUGGCUCAUCACUUCUUUUUCACGAAAAUCCCACAUUAUCAUCUGAUGGAAGCAACAGCGGCAAUCAGACGUGUGCUAGAGCCCUACCAUGCAUAUCGAUGCAAGAGUAAUUACGAUUUCUUGCUGGAGUAUUUGGCGCUGAAUGUGAAGCUGGAGUAUCUUGUCGGUCGAGGUACUGGCAUUCUUAGAUACGCCCGAAAACCAAAGACGCCGUGA
Messenger RNA from Gongylonema pulchrum, 294 nucleotides. Lineage: Eukaryota; Metazoa; Nematoda; Chromadorea; Rhabditida; Gongylonematidae. The record is from the annotation of a GenBank genome assembly.